Molecule: messenger RNA, 373 nt
Organism: Phoenix dactylifera (date palm)
Lineage: Eukaryota; Viridiplantae; Streptophyta; Magnoliopsida; Arecales; Arecaceae
Source: RefSeq, a predicted model, not a curated record
AGAUGGAGGAGAUGAAGAUGGAGCGUGAGAUGGAGCGUGAGGAGCUGCGGAGGCAAUUGGAACAGGAGAGGAGAGAGCGUGAGGAGGAAAAGAAAGAGCGAGAGGAAGAACAGAAGCAAAUUGCACAUCUUACAAGUUUGGUGACAGAGUUCUUAAAGGAAAAGACUCAAACACAUAAGUCGUCUAUCCAUCAUGAUGGGGCAUGUCAUCAACUGGUGGCACAAAUACUCGUUGAUACAUGGUGGAGCUAUGAGCAUGUGAAUCUAGUUUUUGGUACAUGGAUUGCUUUUGUUCAGAUGAUCAUGGUGGAGUUGUCUACAAGCAGAAAUCAAUUUUUUGUUUAUUUCAUAUUUUUAUCUACAUGAUGGUUGUU